CCCCCAAGCGACAAUCCAUUGGCCUUUCUCAAUGGCGGCAUCCACUGCGUCGCCUUCCUUUCCCCCGCUCUUCUGCCGUCGAGCUACACGCGCAACUCCUCCUGCUCUCCGCCCCAUCUACGCCGUCUCCUCCGACUCCCCCGGCUCCUCCUCCGGCGAACCCCCACGCAAGCGCCGCGUCGACACCAGAAUCCACUGGUCCAGCCCCGACGAAGGCUGGGUCGGCGGCAAAACCAAGAAGCCGGACGGCGAUAACGAUGCUACUGCAACUAAGAAAGAAGAGGAACGCCUCGGAGAAAGAUUCGCCGACCUCAUCAACACAGCGACCACCUCCCACUAUCAGUUUCUGGGGGUGUCGGCGGAGGCGGACAUGGAGGAGAUCAAGGCGGCGUACCGGCGGCUGUCGAAAGAGUACCACCCGGACACGACGGCGCUUCCGCUGAAGUCGGCGUCGGAGAAGUUCGUCCAGCUACGGGAGGCCUACAACGUGCUGAGCGACGAGGAGCGCCGGCGGUUCUACGACUGGACGCUGGCGCAGGAGGCGGAGAGCCGCCGCCUGCGCCAGAUGAGGAUGGAGCUGGAGGACCCCUACGAGCAAGACGUCCGCGACUGGGUCUCCAUCCCCGACACCGUCGACCGCCUCGGCGGCAAGAACAUGAAGCUCAGCGACCAGGCCUUGACGGCGCUCACCGUCGACGUAGUAAUCAUUCUCAUCUCCAUCUGCAGCAUCAUCUUUGUUGUUCUAUUCAAGGAAUCAUAUUAAUAACAUAAAAAGAGACAUGAAUCUGUAAAAUCCAGUAAAUCCAAGUGAAUAAUUUGUCCUUUUUCAUUCA
Molecule: messenger RNA, 833 nt
Organism: Zingiber officinale
Lineage: Eukaryota; Viridiplantae; Streptophyta; Magnoliopsida; Zingiberales; Zingiberaceae
Product: NAD(P)H-quinone oxidoreductase subunit T, chloroplastic-like
Exons: 2
Coding region: 32-763 (243 amino acids)
Source: RefSeq, a predicted model, not a curated record